This is a messenger RNA of Agrilus planipennis (emerald ash borer), 5448 nucleotides long. RefSeq lists its product as uncharacterized. NCBI's taxonomy places the organism in Eukaryota, Metazoa, Arthropoda, Insecta, Coleoptera, Buprestidae. The record is from RefSeq and is a predicted model, not a curated record. Bases 4409 to 5383 code for a protein of 324 amino acids. The transcript is spliced from 8 exons.
CUUAUAAAGUACAUUGACUGGAUUUCUGUUUCUGUGAUUUAUUGAGAAAGAUAGGGCAUUCUAGUUUUAGUGAAAUGUGAAGAUUUAAGGUCAGAAUAGGAAACAAUGGAUGUGCGCGAAAUACAAAGAUAGUGAAACCUGUAUCGAACACCUGUUUAUAAAAGGCUUCCCAAAUCGCAAAGGAAAUUCUAAUAAUUCUUGAAGUAUAUAAAACCGAUCACUACUCAAUACUACUCAAAAUACAAACAACGCGAGUAAAACCCAACAAAAUACACGAAAACAUGUCUAAAAUCGACAUGAAACAAAUAAUAAUAGUUGCUGAAUUAAGACGAAAUAACUGAUAUAGUAGAUCCACAAGUCGCUAUAGACAAACAUGAAAAGCAUAAGUAUGUUGAAGCAUGCAGGGUAAGAAUUUCAAAAAAUGAAAAUAUAUGAAAGGAAAAAUCCGAUAAGACAAGGUAUAAUAAACUCAACAAAUAACAGAUAAAGUGUUACUUUAGCAAAUGCACCUAAUUAAAUAAAACCCUAAAAAAAACAUUAAGAACCAAUCGACAAGAACCUUGUAACAAUAAACGAAAUUUUAAACCCGUAGAAAAUCAUAAAAUAGAUAGUGUAAACGAACUUAGCAGAUUCUUUGUUAACGUAAUUAAAAAAAUACAAAUACAAAAAUGCAACAGUAAAAACACUUUUUCUUAAAUCGAUCUAUAUCAUAGAAUUAAACAGAUAUAUUACCAAACUUAAUACAAAGCUACCGAGUCCGAUGAAAAUUCGGCAUCGUUGCUGCACAUAUUCGAUUGAUGAGGUUUUGCAAGAAAGCAGUAGUGAAUAGCCGUAUUACUAGUGCGCUCUGUUAACAUUAGCGAAAAGGUGCGGAAAAAAUUGAGGCACCGACGCCAAAAUUGGCAUAAACGGGCCCCAAAAGACAAACAGUGAACUGUUCAAAUUUUACCAAAUUGGGCAAAAAGCAAAGACGGAAAUCAGUGGGGCAUAAAUAAGACCGAGUGGCCUACGGAGAUUGGGUGCGGUCGGCAGCCGACGUGGUGAGUCACGCUUACUCUGCAAGCCCAAAAUAGCUUGCAAGCAGCAAACCGGCAACCGGCUCAUAUCGAUGUAUAAGCGUAUAAGGUACAAGUAUACAAGUGCAAAUGCGCAAGCGUAAAUAAAACACUGAUAUGAAAAUAUGGACAAGAACCGAAUCGAAUAAAAGGUCAGAAGAAAAAAUUUACCGAUUCAACAAAAUAGUGAAGAAGGCUUUCAUAUCAUAAUGCUACCAAAUGUUAAUUAUUGAUCCGUUAUAAUCUGCGAUCACUGAGAAUAUAUAGAAAGUGUAGAUACUUCUCUCAUAUCCAAUGAUUAAUAUAUCUUUUCAUUAUUUAACGUUGUUUUCGGCUAUUUAACUUUUUUCGUUAAAAUCAACAAAAAAAAGUUAGAAGAAAAAUGAACAAAAAGAAAUUUACGUGAAAAAAUUGCGUAGUCCAAAUUUUUCCUAAAAGAAACUAUUUUUCUAAGUAGCUAAUUUCCCUGGAUUAUAACGAAAGAACAAAGAGCGAGAGCGAAAAAAAGCGACUUAAAGCUCUACCAAUAUCAGUGGUCAGGAAAAACAAAUCACAGACUCAGAGGAAUCAAUAAAGUGCAUUUAGUAGAAUGCAAAUCAAUUACAAAAAUUAAUAAAAUUAUACAUUCAGUCAAAGGACAUAGAAACACACAAAAUAGUUAUCGACUUACUCAAUGAAUAGGAGAUUAAAAUACUUACUUAUAGUCGGAAGUUUGGAAAGGAAAAGAAUAAAAAAAGCCAUCAUCAAAAAUAUUUACACAUUGGAGUUCAGAUUUAGGUGAAAUACAACAAUAGGUCGAAAAUAGAAAUGGCUACGACAUUAAGAAAGCAAGACCACAGUACUUUUUGUGAUGGAUGUAAAAAUUUCAAAUCUAUACAAUUAGACAUAACAACAGACAAAUACCUACAAAACCCGAAGGAGAGAUAGAACCAUCACUGCAAAGAAUCUAUCACUAUCCUUGCGAACGCAAAAAUAGAGAUGCUUAACACAUAAAGUAGGUGAAAUUCGUAUUGUAGAAAAAAUAAAUAUGGAAAACAGACUACAAACGAUAAAUGGUAGAUGCAUUCAAGAAACUGUUGGAGGAGUGGUGAUAAUCGAACUUCGUUGGGAAAUAAAAAAAUUAAAACGUAAUAGAAUUCCAAGGAUAGAUGGCAUACAAGCCAAUGCAAUCAAGAAUGUGAGACCUGCAUGCAUGGUUCAACUCAUGCAUAUUGUCAGCCACACCUUGAAACGAGGAUGUAUUCCAAACAAAUGGAAGAUUGGGGAACGAAUUUUCAUACUCAGAAAGGGAAAAGACCCCAAACAAGCCACUAGUUUUAGACCUAUCACUUUACCUAAUAUUAUGGAAAAUGUUGCUGAAAGAAUAAUCUACAUCUAAAUAGAUAAAAUGUAUCGAAGAGGUGAUGCCGCAUUUCCAACAUGGAUAAAAAACGGAGACUGCAAUGCAACUUGCGAGAACUACUAAUUGCAUAUGUGAUGCAGUGGGAAUGGGAAUGCACGUAGCAAUGGUAGUAACGGAGGCGCAGAUAACAAUAAAUGCAAUAACCGAAUUGUAUUGACACUAAACUCCGCGGAAUUAACGAUAGGCAUCCUACCCAUUUUUGACUUUAGCACAUUAAAACAAUAUACAAAACUACAGGGCAGAGUGUUCUUCCUGGUAUUGGUAGAAUGCAUACGAUUCUUAACCAAUGCACUAAACGAGAGAUAUCAGUAUCUGAUAACAGUAUACAGAUUAAUGCAGGUUUACCUCAUAAAUAGAGCAUAAACAGUUGAAAUUGGAACUUUCAAUAUUGGUACACAUGAAAUCGCGUGCGGUACCGAAGGAGACCAUGCUGAGCUCGCUGUUUUCAUAUCCAAAGGGGAAAGACCUGUUCUAUUAAAAACUCACCGAAAAAUAAUUGCCCACCAUAUGGAAUAAUCGCUUGGGGUAUUUGUUCACAAAAUGGAAUUGCCAAACUUAAGCCACUAUAGAAUCGGAUGAUAAAGGCAGUGUAUGAAUUUCAAAUCUGGUGAUUCCAUACAUCUUUAUUAUAUUAUAUAAUCCUCAUAGAACAAUUGAAGUUAAGCGUCUUAAAUGGACAGAUUAUUGUAUGAAAAAAACAUUUCAGAUGACCCACCCUUUAGACAAUGGGAGCAUACAUACAUGAUGUACGAUACCAAUUUCUGUGACAUCAAACUAUCUGAAAUAGCACCACGAUGCGACUACCUUAUUACUAAUAAAAACAAUGAAGUUGAUAUAGUUGUGUAGGUACUGAAUAAUCAUAAUACUGAAAGAUAUAAUUGUAGGAUCAGUGCUUUAGAGGGGGGAUGCAAAGCUCGUCACCGCCAAAGGGCACUAGAUUUUACGGGCGUUUCUACGCUGUGUUUACAAUGUAAACUGAAGAACAUCCUAACCGUUUGUGAAGAAGGAUGGGACACUUUGUUUUACGUUGAAAUGCAAGCGCCGCUUGAUAAGAAUACAUUUUUCCAGAAGCAAACGAGCUAGAUUGUCGUUUUUUGUUUAGUCCGGUUAUUAUUAUACUGUUAUUAUGUAUUCAAAAUGUUAUCAUUCAAAUUUUUGAAUAUAACAAGAAGCAAUACUUUUUCUCAGAAAAGAUGUGCACUUUCCAGGGUAGUGGUUGACACAGGUUUUCGAUUACCUAAGCAAAAUCCUUGUUUGCCGGAGAGCUUUUUUCAGGGUCAGUCUUAUUUUAAGCAACACUGUAAUAGAUAGUUUGCGUAACCACGUAAUGUAGAACGUACCCUUACGUAAGAGCAUUUAUGCCGUAGAUGUCUGUUUGGUACUUUAGUUUUAUAUGGCACCCUCGUACGUUGCAGUAGCAGACUGCGAAAACUUGAUGAUGGAAAUUGAAUUUUGCAUUAUACUAACCGAGAAAAAAUGGCAUCCAUUUUAAGAAAAAGUUAUACCUGCUUGAAUUCGUGAAUAUUGGCACCGACAAAUAUCAUACUAUUUAUAAUGUAUGUGUCUAUCUAAUACCUAUAGAUGAUAGGCAAUUUCUUCCAGAAACGGAAAUUCUCUAAGUCCUUUCAUUUCUGAGAUAUUUAAUGUAGCGCCAAACACUGCAAACGUCAAAUUUUCCAAGAAACGUGAAAUAAAUCAAGAACGGUGCAACCCAGAUUCAGCACGUUUUAAUAAAUUGACAUUGUGUUUUUAUGGGGAAUUCCAAAAUGUAAUAAAAAUCUGAAAAGAAUAAUUUGCCAAGAUGACGAAUGCUUAUUGUGGAGUACAUAGUUUUCUACAGAAGUAAUGCAUAAAGCGUAGAACCUUGGGGAGGGAUUCUCCUAUUCCUAAGUUAUUUUAUAGUAUUGCUUAAAGUAGUUUCUAUUGAAACCACAGUUUUGAUUUUAACAGUAUGGAAAACCAUAGUACAGCUUCAGCAGCUGACGAGAAUUCGGAAGGAUGGGAACCGGUCGGUGGACGCCAUCAGUGCAAUUCGCCGUUUUCAGAAUAUGGUAGUAGCGGAAGUUCGGAGGGACAACGUAGGCAGUCGACUCCUGGAAGUAGUCACCGUAGCAACAGUAGUCAGCAUAGUAAGAGUAGUAGUAAACGGGGAAGGGCAACGCCGCGUGCAUCUCAAACUAUGCCUUCGACGACAGUCAACAGUAGUUCCAUUUCCCAGAGACCACAGCUCCGUUUCAUUUUUUCUAUAGAACGGGACAUAAACGUGUUGGAGGCUGCCCUGAACAUCAAUCCAUUUCAGUUAGGGCGACCACGAUGGAAUAUGGUAGCGGAAGAUGUAAGGGAGCGAUGGGGCUACGUGGUUUCUGCAAGGACUUUGCGCGAGCGAGUGGAGACGCUACUAAGAAAAUUCAGAAAUGAGGAACUGACAUCAAAGAAGGGAACUGAGGAGCAACAGACACAGCGCGCAGCGUUGCUGACAGAAAUCAUAAGUAUUGUGGAAGGAGACCAAGCUGCUAUUAAUGAAGAGAAAGGCGCCGAGGAUGACCACACACCAGACGAAGAAGUUAAUAGGAACAGGCGAAGGGAGGGAGCUGUUGCCGAUAAAGAGAGGGAGGUUAUUUUACAAGAAGCUUAUCCUGACGCGGCCCCUGAGCCCAGUACGUCCGGGCAGAAGCGGCAAAAGAAUAACAAAGAAGAAAAUUUAGUCGAAUUAAAGUUGCGCCAUGACAUGGAAAUGGAACGGCGGCGUUUUGAAUUGGAGGCUGAGAUAAGAAGGGCUGAAGUAAAAAACGAAUCUAAACGGUUGCAGUUGGAGCUCGAAAGAGAAAAACGUUUGGCAGAAGACGCCGAAAGGCAAGAACGAAUGUAUAGCGCCAUGCAGACUACACUUAAUGUGGUACUGGAAAUAGUUAAAAGAAAACAAUAAACUGUUAAUCUUACUUAAGAAAUGUACUCAAUAUAUUUGUACGGUGCAAUGUUUUUUUUUUUGCU